This is a messenger RNA of Haliotis rubra (blacklip abalone), 1377 nucleotides long. RefSeq lists its product as uncharacterized. Bases 146 to 853 code for a protein of 235 amino acids. The record is from RefSeq and is a predicted model, not a curated record. The transcript has 8 exons. NCBI's taxonomy places the organism in Eukaryota, Metazoa, Mollusca, Gastropoda, Lepetellida, Haliotidae.
GAAAUAGCAUAUACAAGUCCUUCAAUGACUGAAGCUACAACCUCAAUUGAUACAACGAGUGAAAUAGUAUAUACAAGUCCUUCAAUGACUGAAGAUAUAACCAUCAAUUGAUACAACGAGUGAAAUAGUAUAUACAAGUCCUUCAAUGACUGAAGAUACAACCAUAAUUGAUACGACAAUUGGGACACACUCUAGUCCACCUCCUCGAUCAUCUGCUAAUGCAGUAACAAUAUCCCCAACGUCAAGCACCACGCCAGCAGCCUCGAUCCAAGAUAGCCAUCAUACUAGUCUACUCUGUUCUCUCUGUGACAGAGUCACAGACCCACGUGACUGUAAAUACACAACCAUCUGUGGUGCAGGUCAGGAGUGUCACGUUGCUAAAUAUGUAACACCACGAGGGUAUAUAUAUUACAAGCUUGGAUGUAUGACUGACCAGGAAUGCCAAGCUCUCCGCGUUGGUCGCAGAGAAAACGAGGCAGCGUUGGAAGAGAGAUGUUGCACAAACCACUCUGGGUGUAAUCGAGAUAUAUUCAAAACCCCCAAAGGAUUAACCUGUGGCUCUUGCACGGAUAUGGCCAGUCCUGCCGAUUGCGAAAAAGUGGCUUCAUGCAGUUUAAGCGAGGUUUGUGCACGUACAAUCUACGCAUCGGACCAGUUCUUUGUUCGAUACACUUUGGAAUGUAUAAAUAGAGCCGCUUGUGGAGGUCGUGUGCUACACAGGGCUCUCUCUGACAAUGAGAUCAAAGAUCUGUGCUGUGACACCAACUACUGCAACAUGGCCCAGAACUCGAAAUUCACCACAGUUACUUCCGAAGGUUCCACAAACACCGCUACACCAACAUCUACAAAAUAGGCGUCCCUCCCCGGCAAAUACAUUGUUCAUGAUGUGCAGAUGAAGGACAUCUGGAGGACUUCACCGAGAUCUGACAAUGUUACUUAGUGGAGUAGAUAACAUAUGUAUUUGUUUAAAUGGUCUCACAGCCAUAUGUGUGGUUAGUCGGUUUAUAGUAAACGAAAAGACUCCAAAAUCCAAGAUGACAAAGUUGUGCAAAGAACGACCGAAAGGUUUCAUAGAAUUUAAUUCAGCAUGAAUUAAGAUAAGAAAAGAAACGUAAAAUUUCCCCAAAUAGAACACUCCUAUUAAUUUCUAUGUCAAAUAUACAUAAAUGAUUCUACCACUUGCUAGACCAUCUUUUAAGUUGACAACCAACUUGUAUUUCCAGGUGGUGUAUGUUUGUUUAUAUUUGUUAAUGUUUAUUGUUUCAUGAUUUCAUCAUUUGAACAAUAUUUUUCAUAACGUCUCUUCUUGCCUUUGAUAUGUUUGCCCCAAUUCAAGGCUCAAGGUUAGUCUCAGAAAUCAAUAAACGGUUGAUGAAA